AUGGCGGAGCAUGAUGGAAACUCGGGAACUGGAGGGUUGAGUCCUCGAUUACCACGCCGUGCCUCCUCGAGGUUGCCACUGAGAGACAGCAUUCUCGGAACAGACACUGGAGAGAGAGAAGGUGAUGAGAGCGUUCUGCUUCAAGAUUUUGGAGCGCGGAAUGAAGCCGAUCCUGGAAGACCAGCGGAUGGCGGGGAUGGCGGGGGGCGUGGGAGACAUCCCAAUGCUCCAGGGCGUGUGCAUGCUUCACUGGAUACUCCUAGACCUGCGCUGCUGAACCUGGAUAUGCCCCAGCGGAGACCGUCACAGGCUCGUGUCCGCUUUUCAACAGAUCUAGAGCGUACUCCGGACACUAGUGCUCAGAGCCUGGUACGAGAAUUUCCUGCUGGAGCCGGAGAGGACGGUAAUAGGCGUGCCCCUGGCUUGGGACUGACAUUGGACACAUCCUCCCCGACUUCACUAUCAGAUCCACGACGCUUCUCCCCGCAAAGCGCUGGUGAGAUGAUAUCGCCACGCUCAUCUACAGACGCUGUCUCUUCCUUACAUGGUGUUCCUCCCAUCUCUCCCAUCUCUCGAAGUCGGGGUUACUCGCUGCGACGAUCUCUCUUUACUCGGAACAUUGCCAGCCAAUCAGAGGAGGAUGGGACGAAUAUUGAAUUAGACCGGGAGCUGCCAUCUGGAAAUGAGGCUCUGUCACGGGUCUCUUCUAAGCAACAACAGCACCUACAUCCGGAGAAGACCAAUCCAGAAGUCCUUGUCCCAGCCACAGCUAGCACUAAGGAUGAAGAAUCCACCACAUUCACCGACCCGAAGGACCUAUUAAGGGAAAAGCUACCAUACUCUGUCAGGGCUGCCGCAUCUAAAGUGCGUUCCACGCAUGAAUUCGCGCUGGGCCGACUGAAGAAUUUUACAGAUGUUUUUCGCAGAUAUGUCCUGCGCAUCAAAGAAAUCCCUCCUAGCAAGGAUGGCCGACAUAUCGAUCUUAACGUACGGCGGCAAUACCCUCUCAUUGACGAACGGACGGGAAGACAGUAUGUCAGCAAUCACAUACGGUCUAGCCGAUACAGCGCGUGGAGCUUCUUCCCGCGACAAUUGGUAGCACAAUUUUCAAAAUUUGCGAAUUUCUAUUUCCUAGUCGUUUCAAUUUUACAAUUGAUACCAGGUCUGAGUACCACAGGCACUUUCACCACCUUCGUUCCGCUGAUGGUUUUCGUUGGUAUUUCUAUGGGGAAGGAAGGGAUUGAUGAUCUACGUCGAUACCGAUUAGACAAGGAGGAGAAUAAUCGUAUCGCCUACAUUCUUCGGCCCCGCAACAACAAUAAGGGUAAUAACGAUUCCUUGGAACCCAAGAAUUCUAAGGACACCGAGUCUGAGUUAAACAGUAAUGGUGGGGAAUACUGGGCUCCGACGAAAUGGGUGGACAUUCAGGUGGGCGAUGUAAUCAAGCUAUCGCGCGAUCAACCAGCUCCUGCCGAUCUCGUCCUUCUCCAUGCCGAAAAUGUGAACAACAUCGCAUACAUCGAGACCAUGGCGCUGGACGGCGAGACAAACCUGAAGAGCAAGCAACCCUGCCCUCCCGUCGCAGAGACAUGCAGGACAGCAGAAGAUGUCCUCCACAAUACAUCCAUUCACUUCACCGUCGAAGAUCCCAACAUAGACCUCUAUAAAUUCGACGGCAACGUCACUGUGGGCCAGGAGAAAUUACCCCUGACCAAUUCAGAGGUGAUAUACCGCGGUAGCAUCCUGCGGAAUACCCACGAAGCAUUCGGGAUGGUCAUAUACACGGGUGAAGAGUGCAAGAUACGCAUGAACGCCAAUAAAAACCCGCGCAUAAAGGCGCCCGCACUACAGACGGUGGUGAACCGCGUUGUCGCGGUUAUUGUUCUGUUCGUCGUCGUCCUUGCCUCCGCGUGUACGAUUGCGUAUAAGUUCUGGUCGCGAGAUGUGGAGGAUAAGUCGUGGUAUCUGGAGCAUGCGGAUGUGUCGUAUGGGCCGAUUUUCACGUCGUUUCUGAUUAUGUUUAAUACCAUGAUACCUAUAUCGCUUUAUGUCAGUUUGGAGAUUGUGAAGGUUGCGCAGAUAUUUUUUUUGAACGAUAUUGAUAUGUAUGAUGAGGCGUCGGAUACGCCGUUGGAGGCGAGGACUUCGACGAUUAAUGAGGAGUUGGGGCAGGUUAGUUCCGUAAAAAUGAGCGUUGCAGGCACUGCAUGGCUUCAUGAUACAGAUUUACAAGAGGAAGCUGCCCGAGAGGCAGAUCGCAAGAUGCUUCUACAUAAAAAGCGCCUCUCCAGAGGGAAAAGGGCCGCCUCGUGGAAAUCAGCCACAGAUGAUCACCAAGCCGUAGCCAGGAAAUCCGGCGUUUCAACGUACAGAUGCAAUGAAGCCUCAUCCCCCACCCCCACCCGCUGGAGGUCAAACAGGAGAGGCAGAGCCCACUAUGGAGGGCGGACUGUGGAGAUGCUAGAAUAUAUACAGCAGAGACCACAUACGAUGUUCGCGCGCAAGGUGAAAUUCUUCAUCCUGGCCCUCGCCCUGUGCCACACGUGCUUUCCAGAACGUGACAGCGACGGCAAUAUUUCGUUCCAGGCUGCAUCCCCAGAUGAAGCUGCUUUGAUCGUUGCCGCGGAGGAAAUGGGCUAUUUAGUCGUGGAUAGACAGCCCAACACGCUAACCAUCCGACUCACCCCAGCAGGACAAGACGGAGAAGAUGCUAUUGAAGAAGUCUAUGAGAUUUUAGAUGUCAUUGAGUUUUCCAGUGCGCGGAAAAGGAUGUCCAUUGUCGUCCGUAUGCCAGAUCGGCGUAUUUGCAUCUUCUGCAAGGGUGCAGAUUCGGCGCUUAUAAGCCUUCUAAGACGGUCGCGUCUUGCGGCGGAAAAAGUUGCGGAAAUCGAAACGCGUGCCAACCGUAGGAAGUCUCUUGAGGCUAAAGAGGUUAUGAGACGGAAUAGCGAACACGUGCAUCGCAAGGACAGCAUGCGGGCUAGCAUGAGUAUUGGCCGUCCUAGCUUUGCAACUGUUCGUCGGUCUAGUGUUUCGGGGAAAGUGCAUCCGUCAUUACGGGACAGUAUCAGUGUUUGGCUCCGUGAUCGGGAGACGGAUGGCGGUUUGGAGCUGAGAGAUGAUAAGGACGACCACUAUUAUAGUCCACGACCAUCUGCGCAAUUUACCCCGCGAACAUCUGGAGUGCUUUCGGAGUCUCGCCCGUCGUUUCAGGUGGAUGAUAGCGAGGGGUUGGUCGAGGAGGCGAUGGUGGUGAAUGAGGCGAUGGUUUUCGAGAGAUGUUUCCAGCAUUUGAAUGACUUUGCGACGGAGGGAUUGCGAACACUAUUGUAUGGGUAUCGCUUUAUUGACGAGGAAGAUUAUCAGAAGUGGAAAGCUGUCUACCGCGAGGCGACAACGAGCUUGGUGGAUAGGCAGGAGAAGAUCGAAAGGGCUGGGGAGCAGAUUGAGGCACAGCUGGAGCUGAUUGGUGCCACCGCUAUUGAAGAUAAGCUUCAAAAGGGCGUCCCUGAGGCGAUUGAUAAACUGCGACGUGCCAAUAUUAAACUUUGGAUGCUUACUGGGGAUAAGCGAGAGACGGCGAUAAAUAUCGGUCAUUCUUGUCGGUUGGUGAAGGACUAUUCUACAGUGACGAUAUUGGAUCAUGAUGCUUGUGAUGUUGAGCGGACGAUCUUGGAAACGACGAGUGAGAUUUUGAAGGGGGGUUCUGCCCAUUCCGUGGUUGUGGUGGAUGGGCAGACGCUGUCGAUUAUCGAGGCAGAUGCGAUACUUCAGGAGCGCUUUUUUGAUCUAGCAAUUCUAGCGGACUCUGUCAUCUGUUGUCGUGCUAGUCCCAAGCAGAAGGCGUUCCUUGUCCAAUCGAUUCGGAAGCGGGUCAAGAAAUCAAUCACACUUGCGAUUGGCGAUGGUGCCAAUGAUAUCGCCAUGAUCCAGGAAGCGCACGUGGGGAUUGGCAUCACCGGCAAGGAAGGUUUGCAAGCUGCUAGGAUAUCCGACUACUCAAUUGCGCAGUUUAGAUUCCUGGUCAAACUCCUCCUCGUCCAUGGCCGCUGGAACUACAUCCGUGUAUGCAAAUAUACCCUAGGCACAUUCUGGAAAGAAACCAUCUUCUACCUGACCCAAGCCCUCUACCAGCGUUGGAAUGGCUACACGGGGACCAGUCUCUACGAACCCUGGUCUUUAAGCAUGUUCAACACCUUCUUCACCUCCCUCCCCGUCAUCUUCCUCGGAAUUUUCGAAAAGGACCUCUCAGCCUCUACCCUCCUUGCUGUCCCGGAACUGUACACCAAAGGCCAACGCAACGGUGGCUUCAACGUCAAACUUUACGUGGGCUGGGCCUUCAUGGGCAGCUGUGAAGCCAUGAUCGUCUACUUCAUCAUGUACAGCCUCUUCGGCCGCGCGUUGUUUACCCUAGACAACGGUGUCUUCGCCAUGGGCUUGCUCACCUACACCGCCUGCGUAAUAAUCAUCAAUCUCAAACUACAACUGCUCGAAAUUCGCUACCGCACAGUCAUGGCAGCUAUAUCCGUCAUCCUUUCCGUCAACAGUUGGUUCGUCUGGAACUUAAUACUCUCAGCCCGUUACAAGAUCAACGCAAUCUACAACGUCCGCGACAACUUCCUGUCACGCACCGGCCGCAACCUGCUCUGGUGGGUGACCCUUUUCCUCAUCGUGAUGACCGUGAUUCUCUUCGAAAUAUCCGUGACGACAUUGCGUGUCACCCUUUUCCCGACCGAUGUAGACUAUUUCCAGGAGUAUGAACAGGAUUUGGAUAUUCGGAAGCGGUUUGAGGAGGCGGCGGCGUUGGAGUUGCAGCAGGGGUGGGAUCGGGGGACGAAGAAAUCGAGCUUGGAGGUCUUGAGGGAGGCGGAGAUUGAUGCGGAGAGGGAGAUGCAGGUGCAGGAGUUGCUGGAUCGGAGGGCAACGGUGGUGGAAGGGGAAGCGGCUGGUGGGCAUUCCGGGAAUUCUGGAAGUGGCCGUGGCUACGGUGGUGGACGUCGAUAUGGUCUGGGGAAAGAAGGGAAGAAGCAUCAUAAUAAUGUUCAGAUGGAAGAGGCGGACUUGGGAAAUAAUCGGCCCUCUAUGAAUGGGUAG
This is a messenger RNA of Paracoccidioides lutzii Pb01, 5094 nucleotides long. RefSeq lists its product as hypothetical. The coding region runs from base 1 to 5094 and encodes 1697 amino acids. Gene Ontology annotation, biological process: phospholipid translocation; endocytic recycling; intracellular protein transport. The record is from RefSeq and is a predicted model, not a curated record. Gene Ontology annotation, molecular function: ATP hydrolysis activity; ATP binding; ATPase-coupled intramembrane lipid carrier activity. The transcript has 2 exons. Gene Ontology annotation, cellular component: plasma membrane.